AUGGGAAAAGGGGAAAAGAGAGAAAACGUGCUGUGGCCGUUCCUGCUGCCGCUGCUGCUGCGGCCGCGCUUGGGCGCCGCGCUGGCCCCGCUCUGCCGCGGCCUCGCCUGCCUGGCGCCCCGAGCGCGGCCCGACGGCGCCGCCUGGCCCGACGGAAAUCUGCCUUCCCCGCAAGCCCUGACCGUGAGGCUCCUGGCGGUUUCCUCGCAGCCCCGUGCGGGCGUCGGCCGCGCCGGCCCCGCCCUGCGCCUGCUCCGGGAGCUCCGGCUCCUCCCCGAGCUCCAAAAAUCCUGGGACGAGGAAAUCCCGAAACUCCUGCGGCACCUGGAAGAGAACUCCGAGAAUUCCCUGGACCAGCAGGAAUGGGAGGAGAAGCUGCUCCAGUUUCUCCGGGAAUCCCUGGAAUCCAUCCCGGAUAAAUCCUGGAUUUGCCCCUUGGUGUCGGAGACGUUCCGGCAGCUCCGCGCCCCCGACGGAUCCCAGGAGGAAAAGAAUUUCCUCUACAGAUCCAUGGGAACGGCGCUGGGAUUGUGUCCCAGUAAGGAACUGGUCCGGAAGCAGCUCCAGGAACUCCUGGAAAACGCCCGGUACCAGGAAGAGGCGGAGCGGGAGGGUCUCGCUUCCUGCUUCGGGAUCUGCGCCCGGAAUCACCUGGAGGAAACUUUGGAAAAAUUGGAGGAAUUCGAGAAAUCCGACGUCUUCCGGAAAUCCCAGGGCUUGUUCAGCAUCUUCAAGGAGCGGAGCGAGUUGGAGGGGGAGCAGCAGCGCGGGGCCCUGGUGCUCUGCUCCGGCCGCGUGGCGGCGGCGGCGCCGCCGGAGCUGCUGCGCUCGCGCCUGGAGCCGCGGAUCCUCGGCAGCCUCCGGCACCUCGGCCACACCAAGGUUCUGGGAAUAAAAAUAGAGACCAAGGACCCGGCGCUGAAGCUGAGCCUGGCCCGGAGCAUCUCCAUGAUCGCCCGAGCCCUGGCCCGCGGCGGCUCCGGGAAUUAUCCCCGGAAUUUUGGGAAUUGUCCCGGGAAUUUUGGGAAUUGUCCCGGGAACGGCCCCGGCAGCUCCGGCAGCAUCGCCCACAAGGCCGAGCUGGUGGCGCUCAUGGUGGAAUUCCUGAGGGCGGAGCCUCCGGACGCGCUGCGGACGCGGCUGCGGCAGCGAGCGCUGAGCACCUGCGCGCACCUGGUCGCCCUGGAGCCGCCGCUGAGCGACGCCGAGCGCUCCGAGCUGCUGGACACGGCCCUGGGCUCCGUCCUGGGGCUGCCCCCGCCCCAAUCCGGGAAAAACCGGGAAGAGCCCGGAGCCCAGGAGCUGCUCGGGGCGGCGCUGGCGGCGCUCACGGAGCUGCUCCAGGGAAUUCUCCGGAAGCGCCUCAGCCCCAACGGCCUCCGGGAAAUCUUUGCCCAUUUAGGCCCCUGGAUCCGUUCCCCGCGGGAGCCGGAGCGGGAGCGCGGCCUCGGGAUCAGCAAAUCCCUGCUGGAAUUCUUCCUGCAGCAGCUCCACGUCCGCGCCGUGACCCCGUUCCCGGCGCUGGCCCCGCUGCUGGCGCUGCUGGCCCCGCGCUGCUCCGACGCAAUUCCCCAAAUCCGCGCCGAUUCCCUGGAUUGCGUCCGCGCCCUGCUGCGCAUCCACCUCUUCUACCAAGGGUUCUCGCGGGAUCACCGGGACGAGGCGCUGGAGGAGCUGCAGGCGCUGAAGGAGGGGCUGGAAAAUCCCGACGUCGCCGUCCUCUUCCACACCUGCAGCCGCCUGGGAGCCGUGCUGGGGAGGCGAAUCCCCCCGGAGCAGCUCCCGGGGCUGCUCCUGGCGCUGCUGGAGGCCUGGCAGGAUCCCGAGGGGAAUUGCGGCCGCGCCGCCGCCGCGCUCGGCAACGCCCUGAUCCGGGAACGGGGCGGGAUCCUGCAGGAAAAGGUGCCGGAGCUGCUGGCGGCGAUCCAUGCGCGGCUGGAGCUGCAGCCGGAGCCGCAGCUGGGGCGGGCGGCGCAGCGCUGCGUGCUGCUCCUGGCGCUGCAGCACCCCGAGCGCGUCGUCGGCAGCCUGCUGGCCAGAGCCCUGCCCUUGGACAGCCCCACCUGCGCCAUGUGGAGGGCGCUGGGCACGGAGCCUUCCCUGACUUCCCAAAUCCUGGAGCAGCUCCUGGAAAAGCUGAGCCGGGAAAUUCCCUUCAAGGAGAGCAAAUCCUUCCUGCCGGGCAGCGCCUCCGAGCGCGUGGCCACCGUCCCGCCCCUGGCCGCCACGCGCGCCCUGGAUGAGCUCAUGUCUGUGCCGGAGGCGGCGGCCGCGGUCCUGGAGCGAUUCCCGGAGCUUUUCCAGGGGCUCCUGCUGCGCCUCGGCUGCUCCGUGGGGGUCCAGCUCCCGAAAUUCCUGCAGGGCCGGGAAAAGAGGAACCUCCAGCCCUGCAGCUGUGCCGUGCAGACGCUGAAGGCGAUGCUGGCGCGGGCCGGGAACGACGACGUCGUCCAGGAUGUGGGAAGCGCCGGGGGCUGGGAACUGAUGGGAAUUCCCGAGCGGCACCACGACGGAAUCGCCCUCCUGGCCGGGGCCAUGGCUCGGCUCUGCGGGCCCCGGCUGCCGCCGAUCGUCCGGAGCCUCAUCCCGGUGCUGGGAAGCGCCUUCGAGUGCCAGAGGGUGACCAGCAGCGCCUUCCUGGCCGAGCUCCUCAGCCACAAGGUGGUGAACGACCUGGUCCUGCUGGAGCCGAUCCUGGACGCGCUGACGGCUCUGGAGAAGGAUUCCUGCCUCCUGGUGCGGGUCCUGGCGCUCCGGGGGCUCGGGAACGUGGCCUCGGGAUCCCCGGAAAAGAUCCGGAGGCACGGCUCGCAGCUGCUGGCCUCCAUGGUCAACGGCAUGGACGACAAGGACGAUCCCAACAAUCUGCUGGCGCUGGAGGCCAUGUCCAGCCUCUCCAAAAUCCUGGAUCACCUGGAAGAGCGGGACGUGCAAUCCAUGCUGCUCCACAUCGCCAUCCGCAUCCGGCCCUUCUUCGACAGCGAAGACGCGGAGCUCCGGCACUCGUCCAUCGUCCUCUUCGGGAACCUGUCCCGCUUCCGCCGCGCCGACUCCGAGGUUUUCUCGGAGCAGAUCCUCAACGGGCUCGUGACGCUCCUGCUGCACCUGCAGGACCCGCAGCCCGACGUGGUCAAGGCGUGCAAGUUCGCGCUGCGGAUGUGCGGGCCCAGCCUGGGCUGCGAGGAGCUCCGGGAAAUGUUCGGGAAUCACCUGCGGGAGGAGCGGGGGCUGCACUACGGGGAGUUCAUCAACGACGUCUGCAAGUUCCUGAUGCGCAGCCACCCCGCGCUGCUGGGCCGCCUCAUCUCCACCAACCUCUUCUACUUCAAGAGCCCCUGGCGGGAGCUGCGGGCGGCGGCGGCCAUGUCCGUCGGAUUCCUGGUGCUCCACAUGGACGAGGAGCAGGGCCAGCAGGUGGACCUGGACCAGCUCAUCUCCGCCCUGAAGCUGCUGCUGAAGGAUCCCGUUCCCGCCGUGCGGAUCAAGGCGGCCGAGACCCUGGGACGCCUCGUGCGCCUCCUCUGAAUCCCGGAAUUCCUGCAGUUCCUGGGAAUUCCCAGCUCCGAGACCCUGGGACGCCUCAUCCACCUCCUCUGAAUCCUGGAAUUCCUGGG
Vidua chalybeata is the source of this 3614-nucleotide messenger RNA. RefSeq names its product maestro heat like repeat family member 1 (gene MROH1). The coding region runs from base 1 to 3525 and encodes 1174 amino acids. NCBI's taxonomy places the organism in Eukaryota, Metazoa, Chordata, Aves, Passeriformes, Viduidae. The transcript is spliced from 30 exons. Gene Ontology annotation, cellular component: cytoplasm. The record is from RefSeq and is a predicted model, not a curated record. Gene Ontology annotation, molecular function: protein binding.